Messenger RNA from Neoarius graeffei (lesser salmon catfish), 2113 nucleotides. It is a transcript of the gene nck2b, whose product is annotated as NCK adaptor protein 2b. The transcript has 4 exons. NCBI's taxonomy places the organism in Eukaryota, Metazoa, Chordata, Actinopteri, Siluriformes, Ariidae. The record is from RefSeq and is a predicted model, not a curated record. Gene Ontology annotation, biological process: negative regulation of endoplasmic reticulum stress-induced eIF2 alpha phosphorylation; positive regulation of translation in response to endoplasmic reticulum stress; negative regulation of PERK-mediated unfolded protein response. Bases 197 to 1312 code for a protein of 371 amino acids. Gene Ontology annotation, molecular function: protein binding.
CGAAGGAGCAGCAGCAGAGGAUAGACGACACGAAACCCGGGAGGCCUGCCGAAAACAUCGGGAACACAAACUCCAUACGUUUUCAUAAUAAAACUUUCGCAUGUUGAGGAGCCGUGGCAGAGCAGGAACUUCUACUGCUGCUGUAUUCGCUUUCUGAGGCGCUUGAGAGCGAGCCGCAAGUGUGACUCCAUGAAAGAUGUCAGAGGAGGCGAUUGUGAUUGCCAAGUGGGACUACUCGGCACAGCAAGAGCAGGAACUUGACAUCCGGAAGAACGAGCGCCUUUGGCUCUUGGACGACUCGAAAACGUGGUGGCGUGUUCGCAAUGCAGCCAACCGCACAGGCUACGUACCAUCCAACUACGUGGAAAGGAAAAAUAGCCUGAAGAAGGGUUCACUGGUGAAGAACCUCAAGGACACUCUGGGUCUGGGUAAGGCUAAGCGGAAGCCGAGCACAGAUGCCGAGUGCCCAUCAAACGGCGUCAGCGCGGGAGCAGAGCGUAUCUAUGAGCUGCACACAGCGGCAGUGGCCAAGUUUGCAUACACGGCAGAGCGUGAUGAUGAACUGAGCCUGGCGAAAGGUGCACGCCUGCUGGUACUGGAGAAAUGCAGUGAUGGCUGGUGGCGUGGCCGCUGCAGUGACGGCCGGGUCGGCUGGUUCCCCUCUAACUACGUCCAGGAGGAGGAGGAUGAGGAGGAGGAGGAGGAAGAGACAGGUAUGGGCGAUGGGCAGUGCUCACGAGCAUUGCACAAGGUGCAGACGCUUUACCCCUUCAGCUCGGCCACGGAGGAAGAGCUGAAUUUUGAUAAAGGAGAAAUCAUGGAGGUGUUGGAGAAACCUGAGAAUGACCCUGAGUGGUGGAGGUGUAAAAAUAGUCAAGGCCAGGUGGGCCUUGUGCCCAAAAACUAUGUGACGACAGUGCUGAAUGAUGGGUUGGUGCAAGGAGGAGGGGCCAGCAGUUUCAUGGCCCAUCCUUUACAGCAUGCAGGCCCCGCCCACACAGGCAGAUUUGCUGGGAAGGAGUGGUACUACGGCAGCGUGACACGGCACCAGGCUGAAUGCACGCUAAAUGAGAGGGGAACCGAGGGAGACUUCCUAGUGCGGGACAGUGAGUCCUCUCCAAGCGAUUUCUCCAUCUCCUUGAAGGCGUCAGGCAAGAACAAGCACUUCAAGGUACAGUGCGGUGAGGGUGUGUACUGCAUCGGGCAGCGACGUUUCAACACUAUGGAUGAGCUCAUCGAGCACUACAAGAAAGCACCCAUUUUUACCAGUGAGCACGGAGACAAACUCUACCUUGUCAAACCCCUGCAGUGACCUUUCAACCAAAAAUGAGCCUUGAGAACCUGAAUAGACCUCACACUGAGCCAAGCCUCCUUACUGUUCUCCUUGGUGGUCAGUUCUCACCAGCAAGUGGGCAACAGAGUGCCAACGCAAGCAGCCGUGCAGCGACAUUGUCCCUUAUUUUUUAAUCAUCGUCAUUUCCUGUUUAUGUCUUAAAAUAUUUUGUCCUCUCUGGCAUGAAACUGUUUGGUAAUAAAACUUUAAGUGUUGAGGGAUAAUAAGAGGUACACUUUUUUUCUUCUUUUUUUUUGCUGCAGUUUCAAUUCAGAUUUUACACAACACUUAAGUUCACAAAAAGUAGCCUUUUAAUUUAAUUUUUUAUUAAUAUGAUUCGACGGUACAAUAGAGAAUAUUCUGAGCCUUCUCAUGGAAGUCUAUCAAAAGAGCGACAGGACUAUCGACAUGUUGCCAAAAAUAGCCAGUUUGUAACACACAGAUACUGCCUGCCCCCUGCUGGAGACACACAUAAAUGCAUGGGCUGUUUGAGAUGAGAUGAAUGUCAGAUGAUCAACCAAAUGUGCCACACACUCGUUAAGUGCAACAAUCAACAUUAUCCUAUCCCCAUAUUGACCACCGCCUGAGUCAUAAUAUAUCUGUAUGGGUAUCUUGUAUAAUUACAAGAGAGCUUAUUCUGUACACAUUUAAUUUCCCAGCCUUUUUGUUUUAAGUGCUUGAAUGUAAGAACAUUGUUAUUUAAAUUGGUGUCUAUUUAAACUAAAGCCUAAGGUGCAUAUAGGACAAAUUUACUAAGCACUGUACCAAUGACCGUUAUGU